Molecule: messenger RNA, 459 nt
Organism: Symbiodinium pilosum
Lineage: Eukaryota; Dinophyceae; Suessiales; Symbiodiniaceae
Source: the annotation of a GenBank genome assembly
GCUCCAUGAUUCUGGAGAAGGUGGGGCUUCUUCGUGGCCACGUCAGUGGCCCCAGCAACACGAAUCUUGUCUACCACAGCUCCAAACUGAUGGCCCUUUCAGAAGCCGAUUACCCAAUGGAGCUCCGCAUCCUCCAAGAUGGGAAGACGGAGUCAGACGAGAAGUAUCUCUACAACGAUAUGUGGAAUGCCCAUCCGAAGAUCGAUCCAGUUUCUGGCAAGUUGUACUGGCUGGACUACGACCUCACUGGCCUUUCAGGGAAGUUCUCCUACGGCGUUCUUGAUGCCGAUGGCAAGCCAGAGAGGAACUGCAGCGGCACUAUGGGCGGAGGAAAAUCUGUCAUGAUCCACGACUUGGGCAUUACCGAGAGGUAUGCGAUCGUCAUCGACGUUCCCGUGAUGGUGGGCAUUGAGCAUUAUGCUACGGAGAAGACAUUGUGGAAAUACGAUGCAUCGCACG